This is a messenger RNA of Meloidogyne enterolobii, 1821 nucleotides long. NCBI's taxonomy places the organism in Eukaryota, Metazoa, Nematoda, Chromadorea, Rhabditida, Meloidogynidae. The record is from the annotation of a GenBank genome assembly.
CAAAUGUCAUUCGAUAAUCACUUUCGCGAUCAACAAGAUUUGGUUCGUUGGAUUGAAAAUAAACUUGGCUCUAACGAGUUAUGGGGAGGAAAACAGGCUUCUUUUGUGUUAACGCGAGAUAUUCUUAUUGAAUUAGAGACAUGCUUUCAAGAAUUGGAGCCCCAUAUAAAAUUGAAGAUUAUCCAAGCUAUGGUUCAUAUUUCGCCAAAGACUUUACAAGCGUGGAAAGAACCACUUUUUAAUUUGCUGGAAGUAGCUAGGCGAGAUCCUGAUGAUUGGGUGGAGACUGUUGCUGACAUUUUCCGCAAUUUCCCAGAUGAAGGUCUAAUCCAAUGUUCUUCAAAGACUGAUUCUUUCUUUAAUCGAACACAAUUAGAACUUGAGAGAAUUGUGGCUGAAAAAGUUUGUUCAACUAAUAAUGAUUUUAUUGUGAAAUUGCCUCCAGAUUUGGAAUUAAUUCCUCAAUCAUUGCUUAAAUCGGAAACAUCUGAAAACAAAAUUAUAAAACAUUUUGAACAUAGAGAAAGGACAACAAUAACAAAAUCUGCAAAAUUAUUGGAAGAUGUGAAGAAAUCUGCCGAACAGCAACAUAAUCCUUCAAGCAAAAAGAAUCAUGGACUUAUUUCUUCAUUUCCUAUUAAAAUUAGAAGUACUGCUAAACGUUUGGACAAUUCUUUGCCAAUGAAAGGGAUUCCCUCAACUGCGAGUGCAUUAAAGAUGUCUGGAGGUUUUACAAAUGAAUCAAAGAAGUACCAUCAACGGACGCUUUUAAAAAGGACCGGUGGUGCAAUGCUUCUGGACAUUGACGAUUUACCUAAACAAAGUAGAAGGAGACGAAAUGUUGAAACAAUAACUUUGAAGAAAGAGGAACAGAAAGAGCAAUCUCCUAGUAAAAAUUCGCUGAUUAAAAAUAAAAGUGAACAAAAUGACCAAAAUGCCAACGGUUCUUUGAUUGUAGAGACUGGGGAGUCAACACCUGUACAGGCUUCUUUUGCAUCAGAAUCUAUAUCGGAAAAUCCGCAGCAAAUGACUUCAUGUUUAUUAGACAGCAGUCAAAAUUUAGACGCUCAUCAACUUUUAACAAAUACAAAUUUAAUGUUUCCACCAAUCUCAAUGCCGUCAAUGUUACCAAUUCAACCCGCAAUUAAUAUGGAACAAAAUACCGCUUUAUCUUCUGCUGGAAGUAGUUCAACAUCUCAAAAUCAACAUCUCAUUUACCCGCAACCAAUAGGACAAAUGAUGGUUGCAAAUCCUUUUGAAAAUAUUCCAACCACGAAUUUGGCCGCACUCCAACAAUUUGAGAGUAUGUUAAAAGAUGCAAAUAAACUUACACUGUCCAGCUAUAAUUUAAUUAUUUCCUUCCUUAUCGGGAAUAAACAUAAUCCUUUUGAAAAAGAUAUUGGACCGUUAAUUACGCUUCCAUUCUCAGAAACUGUUGAAUUUGAACCAUUAGCCAGUGGAGUAGGCGUAGAAGCAAUUCUUGUCGAAACUUUCUUUCAAAUGGAUUAUCGAACAGGUGAAUGGAAAAGGCUAAAAAAUUCUCGAGCACUCAAACCAGAAGAAUUAAAUCAGAGGAAAGAUCAACUUUUUGGUGUUAAUAAACAAUUUAAUGAACAGACUCUUAUAAAUGGCCAGUGUGAUAAUUUACAACAAAUGCCAAUGUUUUUUCAACCAAACUCUCAAUAAAUCAUUGUAUUGUACAGGGAUUUUUAUUUAUAAAUUAUACAUAUGUUUCCUUAUUCCUGCAUCUCCCCUCGCUUAUAUUAGAAGGAUCUUAUUUAAAAUUCAUCAAAAACAACCAAAAAAAAUUAUUAUAUUCUC